Molecule: messenger RNA, 1605 nt
Organism: Lasiodiplodia theobromae
Lineage: Eukaryota; Fungi; Ascomycota; Dothideomycetes; Botryosphaeriales; Botryosphaeriaceae
Product: MFS-type transporter
Exons: 5
Coding region: 1-1605 (534 amino acids)
Biological process (GO): transmembrane transport
Cellular component (GO): membrane
Molecular function (GO): transmembrane transporter activity
Source: RefSeq, a predicted model, not a curated record
AUGUCAUCGUCAUUGGUCGUAACGACGGCGGAGCCAGCCGGCUUGCGAAGCGAGAACAGCAAGGAUGUGCCCGUCGAUCCGCGGCACAGCGAAAGCGAGCGGGACAGCAGCAACAAUAAUGCGAGAACGACGGAGCCCGGCGACGAAGCGUCGUCUGAAAGGAUCCUGAAUGCGUUGGAGGUGGACGAUGCCGCGACAUCUGUUGGGAAGAAGAGGGUUUUCAGCGGGGCCUGGCAUGAGGUUGCUUUCAUCGCGGUGGUUAUGAUGGCGCAAUUGGUCACGCAAAUGAACCUGGGCAACACCAUCGUUCAGGUGCGCAGCGUUGCGCGUGGCCUCGGCGUGGGCGAUGACGCUGCUCAGGAGUCGUGCAUUACCGUGGGCGCCUUCGUUCUCGUGACAGGCCGGCUUGGUGAUAUUUACGGCAUCAAGGUGCUGUGGCUUAUCGGCUGGAUUUGGUUAUCGCUUUUCUCCCUCCUUUGCGGGUUCUGUGAUUUCUUCGACUCCGAUGUUGUCUUCGACAUCUUCCGAGCCCUCGGGGGCAUUGGCCCUGCGAUGCUAAUGCCUAACGCGUCCGCCCUUCUGGCCAGUGCCUUCAAGCCAGGCUUCAAGAAGAACCUCGCUUUCGCCAUCUUUGGGGCGGUUGCACCUGGCGGGUACGUAGCCGGCCUGGCAUGGGGCGGUAUCUUCACCCAACUGGUCGGCGACUGGAGAUGGACUUACUGGAGCAUGAGCAUUUUGUGUCUUGGCUCUGGCGUAAUCGCUCACCUGGUAAUCCCCAAUGCGCUGAACAUAGCCCAUGGGGGGUCUUUCGACUACCUUGGAAGUGCGGUGGGCGUGUCCGGUCUGGUCCUCAUUUUCUUUGCUUUCAAUGCGGCGCCUCUUUUCGGCUGGAGUGCAGCUUACAUACCCAUACUGCUGGCAAUUGGACUGGUUCUAAUUGUUCUCUUCGUCAUUAUCGAGAAUCGCGUCCCGCAGCCUGUGAUGCCCAUGUCGAUGUUUACAAAGCCAGCAUUUGCAGCCGUCAUGCUAAGUCUAUCUUGCGGAUGGAUGAGUUUCGGCAUGUUCCAAUACUACGCACCUCAAUUUCUCCUCCGUCUUCGUGGUAUUACGAUGAUGGAACUCUGUCUUCAGUUCAUACCGCUGGUUGUAGAUGGUGCCCUCGCUGCUGCUCUAGCAGUUUAUCUACUGCCUCGUGUACCAGCUUGGGUUGUCUUUAUUUCCUCGAUGAUCGCCUUCUUCACCGGUCAGAUAUUAUUGGCGCUCAUGCCUGUUGAUCAGGAAUAUUGGCCGAUGACGUUUCCUCUCGUUGUGCUCAUCGCAUUUGGCCCCGAUCUCAGCUUCGCCAGUGCGAGCCUGAUCGUGAGCGAUCAAGUGCCCAAGGAUCAGCAAGGCGCUGCCGGCAGUUUUGUGAAUACCGUGGUCAACUACAGCAUUGGUCUUGGUUUAGCCUUUGCAGGCAAUCUAGAAGUCAGAACUAACGACGGAGGGAAAGAUAUCUUGCAAGGUUACAGGAGCGCAUGGUGGCUUGGUACGGGUUUCGCAGGGCUGGGUGUCUUGGUCACCUUUGCGUUCAGAAACAAGAUGCAAAGACACAAGAUCGAGUAG